Messenger RNA from Micromonas commoda, 248 nucleotides. RefSeq lists its product with no specific name. Gene Ontology annotation, biological process: mitochondrial respiratory chain complex III assembly. Lineage: Eukaryota; Viridiplantae; Chlorophyta; Mamiellophyceae; Mamiellales; Mamiellaceae. The transcript has a single exon. The record is from RefSeq and is a predicted model, not a curated record. The annotation marks the transcript as partial.
ACCACAAGGCGGGAGGCUCUCUCGCUGUAUCGCGCGGUGUGGCGGGCGUCGUUCCUGUUCGUGUGGAAGAACGAGAAGGGGGAGGAAUGGCGGGAUAUCAUCAGGGAGAGCGCCAGGAAAGAGUUCGAGGCGGCGAGGCACGAGAAGGACCCGGAGAUGAUCACCCGUCUGCUCGUCACCGGGAGGGAUUACCUGGACCAGGCGAUGGAGAAGUUCAUGACCAAGCGGCAGUCCAUCAUCGACGGUGA